Motacilla alba alba is the source of this 4045-nucleotide messenger RNA. It is a transcript of the gene RAB10, whose product is annotated as RAB10, member RAS oncogene family. Gene Ontology annotation, biological process: cellular response to insulin stimulus. Gene Ontology annotation, cellular component: Golgi apparatus; recycling endosome; insulin-responsive compartment. The transcript is spliced from 6 exons. Gene Ontology annotation, molecular function: GTPase activity; GTP binding. Lineage: Eukaryota; Metazoa; Chordata; Aves; Passeriformes; Motacillidae. The coding region runs from base 402 to 1004 and encodes 200 amino acids. The record is from RefSeq and is a predicted model, not a curated record.
CGCCGGGCCUGCGCGGUGCGUGAGGCGGGGGAGGCGGCGCGCGCAGCCUCGGCAGCGCCUCUGAGGAGCCGCCGCGAGCCCCGGGGCGGGGGGGAGAGAACCGGGAAGGGCCCGGCCGCUAAGCGGGGCCCAUCGAGCCCAGCAGAGCCGGGCGGACCGCGGGGUUAUGAGGGCGGGCGCCGCCGCCUCCCCGUGAGGAGCCGCGGGCGCGGGGAGCGCGCGAGGCCGCCCCGCCACAGGAAGCCAUUUUGUGGGCCCCCUCCUCCUCCUCCUCCUCCUCGCUCUCGUCCUCUUCCUCCUCCUCCUCGUUCUCCGCCGUCGUCGCCGCCGCCCUCGGGAGCGGCCGGGCCCGGUGAAGGAGGCGGCGAGGAGGGGCGGCGGCGGCCGCCGCGCCCUCCCCCAUGGCGAAGAAAACCUACGACCUGCUCUUCAAGCUGCUGCUCAUCGGGGACUCGGGGGUCGGCAAGACCUGCGUGCUCUUCCGCUUCUCCGACGAUGCCUUCAACACCACCUUCAUCUCCACCAUUGGGAUAGACUUCAAGAUUAAAACUGUUGAAUUGCAAGGAAAGAAGAUCAAGCUACAGAUCUGGGACACGGCGGGGCAGGAGCGCUUCCACACCAUCACCACCUCGUACUACCGCGGGGCCAUGGGCAUCAUGCUGGUGUACGACAUCACCAACGCCAAGAGCUUCGACAACAUCAGCAAGUGGCUGCGCAACAUCGACGAGCACGCCAACGAGGAUGUGGAGAGGAUGCUGUUAGGAAACAAGUGUGACAUGGAAGAUAAAAGAGUCGUCCCUAAAGCAAAAGGUGAACAGAUUGCCAGGGAGCACGGUAUUAGGUUUUUUGAAACUAGUGCAAAAGCAAAUAUAAACAUUGAGAAGGCAUUCCUCACAUUAGCAGAAGAUAUUCUUCGAAAGACCCCUGUAAAAGAGCCCAACAGUGAAAAUGUAGAUAUCAGCAGUGGCGGUGGGGUGACGGGCUGGAAGAGCAAGUGCUGCUGAACCUUCUCCUCUCUCACCAAUCGCCAUCCACCGCCCCUUUUUUCUCGCUGCAAAACAAACCACUCUGCCCGUUUUUUAACCUGAAACCAAUGGUUUUGUUCCUCAUCUUAACGAGCUCCUGCCUCCCCUUGGUUUUCUGGCUAGGACAGCUUUGCCUACUCCAGUUUUCUCAACACAUGUAUAGGAAAUUCAUCUCCGUGACUUCAUUUCCGUGUCCCUGCUCAGCUCACCACUACGUUUGGGUUGUAUUAUAGCCCUGUCCCUCCUGCCAUUAAACCCCAGAGCAAUCAUACUCAACUCUCUUCUGCAAAUUGUAUAAGAAUAAAGGUUAGAAUUAACAAUUGAUUUUGUACGACAGUGGAAUUUUCUGUCAUGGAUCAUGUGCUUGAGUCACCAUAUUCUCUAGAUGCAUCAGGCAAGAGCCAGGAAAAAACUCAUUUUCGCCUUGAGUCCGUGAGUGGGGUUUCUUUGUCCUGUGCCUUAUGUGGAAAAAGGAACUUUUAUUUUCACUUUCUUUUCUCUUUUCUGGUGGAAGCAUGUGCAGGAGACAUCCCAUCCCCCCGUGCCAUUGAGUCCUGACCUCUGUAGUGGUUGCUUUCUGUAACGUUUGGUGUCAUGCAUCGAGGACAAAGGGUGGUGCAAAACAAAAGCAAACUCCAUGUAACCUGCUGUGUCUCCUCUUGCCAAUCCCGCCCUUCCCAACUCUUCCUGCUGCCAUUUUUUUUUUCCUCACUUUGCAGCUCUUUCCUUUCUUUUUUUUUUUUUCUUUUUUUUCUUUUUUCUUUUUCUUUUUUUUUUGCCUGCAUGCUGCUUUGAUUUGCGUUUCUCCAUGGCGUGACGUGUUAACGGAAAGGAUGGCAACGCGGUGUGUUUGCCAAAAAUUUAAUACAAAGCACUGAUUUAGCUUCCGAGGUAAAAAUGUUGAGAUUCCUACUAACCCCUCCCUAGGCCUGUCCGUCACUAGUGGUCCCCUCCUCCCGCGUAGCCCCGGCCUUUCCCCCCAUAUGGAAGAGUUAUUUGCAUGCACUAGUUUCUCUGGAGGGUGAUGUGGUUGUCUGUUUUCUGUGUAUGAAUAUAACAUGGAUCCCCAAACUGACAGCAGUCCAUUAACGCGAGCUCCCCGCUUCCGUCCCCCGAGGGCUGCGGGGCCGCGCCGAGGCUGAGCGGACCUGGGUGGAAAGAGAAGGAAAGGAAAGGAAAGGAAGCAGCCAGCGGGCAGUUUAAUUUAUUACCUCCCUGGAAACUUUCCGCUUCCCGGUGUCCGCAGCCGCCGCGCGGGGCCAGCCCAGCCCCGCAUCCCGGCGGGCGAGCCCGGGAUGGAGCGGCUUUUCCAGCGCUCCCUGCCGCUCCUGCCGCUGCCACCCGGCCCUGCUGGCCCUGUCCUGCCGCUGCCACCCGGCCCUGCUGGCCCUGUCCUGGCGGCUGCCCCGCGUGGAUCCCCGGUGGUGAAUCCCGGCUCCGAGCCUGCUCCCGGCAGGGAGGACACGCUGCAGCCUCCCCGAGCCCUGCUCCGCUCCUGGGUCCUGCCUGUGCCUCGCUCCGGCCACAGCCUUGGCACCGGGACUGGCACUGGGACCGGCACCAGGAUGGCACCAGGACUGGCACCAGGACGGCACCAGGACCGGCACCAGGACUGGCACCGGGAUGGCACCAGGACCAGGACUGGCACUGGAACCGGCCCCGGGAGUGGCACCAGGACUGGCACCAGGACUGGCACUGGAACCGGCCCCGGGAGUGGCACCAGGACUGGCACCAGGACUGGCACUGGAACCGGCCCCGGGAGUGGCACCAGGACUGGCACUGGGAUGGCACCAGGACCAGCACUGGCACUGGGAUGGCCCCAGGACUGGCCCUGGGACCGGCUCCGCUCCGCGCUCGCCGCAGCCGCUAACGCUGAGUGAAUUCUAAUGAAAUGACGGUGUUUUAACACGGAACUCCUGCUCCGGAGCGGCUCCUUCCUCCCCGCGCGGGGACCCCCCGAGGUGUCUCCCUGUCCCUCUGUAUUCGGCAUUCUGUCCCCGUGUGUGUUGACCCUUCCCAGGCGAGUGGCUGGUGAGCUGGGGCUCGGCGUUGGACGGAGUCCGGCCGCUUUCGGCUAAAUCUGCACUUUCUAACGUGAUCAAAAAGGGAAAAAACGGCGAAAUCUACAUCAAGGGUUUUUUGUGUAAUCCUCGUUUUAAACGUGAGCUUUUGGUUUGCUCUCAGGGGCUCGGCUCCCUGUGUGUGACCCCUUUGUAGACGCCGUGCCCGUGGCGGGCACAGGCGGAGCCCAGGCCACUCGCUGGUGCCACUCGCUGGUGCCACUCGCUGGUGCCACUCGCUGCCACCCCCUCGUCCCUCGCCGUCAGUAAACCUGAGCUGUUUCUAUCGGGUCUAUUUCUGUUCCUGUCCCAGCUCCAGCUGCCCCCGCGGGCUCAGGCGGGGCAGGGCCGGGAGGAGGGAGCAGCACGAGCGGGUGCCGAUGCUGAAACAGAUAAAAACCCCCCUAAAAAUAAUAAUAAUAAUGAUUAUUAAUAAUGAUCAUGUCGGAGGAGUUUGCAGUAGCUUGGUGUCUGCUGGUAUCUCGACUCCCUGCUAGUUCCAGACUAACUCCUUGUGAAGCCUCUGCUUGGAAGCCCAGCCCAGCCCUGUGGAGUAGAGGAGGGCAGCGGGAGGUGUCAGCAGCCCCUCCGUGCCCCCGGCCCUGCCCGCGGAGGGAGCUCAGGCUGCCCUUUCGUCACCAAAAACGUGUCAAACGAUGAAAUUGGUCCUGCUAAACCAAACCCGAGCCCGGCCCCGGCCCGCGGCCGCGUCACACGCCGGGGUCGCCGCGGCGCUUCGUGCCCUCGCACUCGGACGGCGGAAUAAAACAGCAUCAAGGUCUUGGAUUAAUUCCCAUGCCGACGAUUUUUUACUUAAUCUUUUAAUAUUUUUGCUACUCCACUCUGGCUUUUUAUUUAAAACACAUUCUUUUGUACCACUUACUGUAUCAAAUUGUAUAAAAGAUCACUGUCCCAUUCUUGGUCGUACCAAGAGCAAAUAAAAGCUUUUAUAAACUUGCA